Molecule: messenger RNA, 1153 nt
Organism: Megalobrama amblycephala (Wuchang bream)
Lineage: Eukaryota; Metazoa; Chordata; Actinopteri; Cypriniformes; Xenocyprididae
Exons: 3
Coding region: 317-1153 (278 amino acids)
Source: RefSeq, a predicted model, not a curated record
AGGGUUGUGUAACCAUCUGUCAGCUCUGUUGUAUCAAACAGCCCACUAUGUGCAGCUUCAUCUAAAGUCUGUCCCACCAACAGUGGCUUGCACAAGUGAACCACAGAGAUGGCAUCGACCGAGAACACAGGGCAUCAGUCCAGAGGCAGUAAGUCAACUUAUAGUCCAGAAACCAAGUUCUCUGGGGAAGACAGGAGUAAAAUCAACACUGUACAGGGCUUACACAGGUCCACUUCCAGAUCCACACAUCCUGGCUUCUGGAGCAAAACUGAACCAGAUUCACCCAAAACCUUUGUUGGCUCAUAUAUUAGGCGGCAUGUCAAAAAUGGAGUUGGUCCACUCACAGUUUGGUCCUUUACCUCGUGGCAGUCCUCUUUCCUACCACUAUCCACUCCUGGCUGCUGAUCUUCCUGCUGUAGAUUUCCCCAAUCUGCCAGUGCCUGGUAGUCAGCUUUGUACAAAUCUUAAUUUUGUUCCCACUCACCGCCAGUCCUUUCAUUUGCAGUCCAUACAAGUGUCCCAUAUCUUAUCUAGUCAGAUUGAGCAUGGUACUAGACUACAGUCAAAAUGUGCUGCCUGGGCACAAGUACGUCAACCAAGAGUCACCGCAAGCAGGUUCAGGGAAAUUUGUCAUGUGGUUGGAGAAUCUGCUAGUCAGUCAUUGGCAGCACGCAUACUAAAAGGCACAAGGCAGACAAGUGCUAUGAAACUUGGACUUGAACUUGAACCAGAUAUUUUGAAACAAUACUCUGAAACGAAGAGCGUUUCCAUUUUACCUUGCGGCUUUGUUGUUCACCCAGAUGCACAACAUCUGGGAGCCAGUCCAGAUGGGAGAGUAUAUGACCCAUCUGAAAUCUUCCCAUUUGGUCUGGUGGAAGUAAAAAGCACCUCUGCUGAAAGUGUAGGUCAGGCUUCAUUCAUUAAAAUACAAAAGGGUGAAGCCAAGCUCAAAGAAACACACAAAUAUUAUUGGCAGGUUCAAGGCCAGCUUGCAGUAACCGGUCUGCACUGGUGUGACUUUGUGACUGACACACAAUCAGACAUAACUAUCCAGAGGAUCUGGCGAGACAAUAUCUUUAUAGCAUCCAUGAAGGAGAAGUUGGACAUGUAUUACUAUUAUGUAUAUAUGGACAUGUAUCUUUCCAGGGUUUAA